Molecule: messenger RNA, 3545 nt
Organism: Mastomys coucha (southern multimammate mouse)
Lineage: Eukaryota; Metazoa; Chordata; Mammalia; Rodentia; Muridae
Gene: Pcmtd2
Product: protein-L-isoaspartate (D-aspartate) O-methyltransferase domain containing 2
Exons: 7
Coding region: 338-1417 (359 amino acids)
Biological process (GO): protein modification process
Cellular component (GO): cytoplasm
Molecular function (GO): protein-L-isoaspartate (D-aspartate) O-methyltransferase activity
Source: RefSeq, a predicted model, not a curated record
AGUUCAGGUAUAGCCCGCGCACGCGCAGAGGUAGCAGCGGAUGUUUACAGCGGCUGAAGUCCGUCCGAAGCGACCGAAGCGUCUGAAGAACUGCUCUCCGAGACUAAAUCCCAGGGCUGCUGAACGCCGAGGUUUUUAAUAUAAUCCAUGCUGGCCUGGAACUCACUGAAGAUGACCUUGAACUCCUGAACAGGAGCUGUUUUUAUUCAGAAAGUCUGCUAAUCUGUGGUUUGGUAGUCUUUCCUUCAGCAGUUUACAUCAGCAUCACCAACUUUUAAGAAAUAAAGCCAUUAGCUUGGAAAAGUCACCUGAGUCUUGCUUGGUUGUAAUCUUGAACAUGGGCGGUGCUGUGAGUGCUGGUGAGGACAACGAUGAGCUCAUUGAUAAUUUGAAGGAAGCCCAGUACAUCCGGACGGACUUAGUAGAGCAGGCUUUCCGAGCUAUUGAUCGAGCAGAUUAUUAUCUUGAAGAAUUUAAAGAAAAUGCAUACAAAGACUUGGCAUGGAAACAUGGAAACAUUCAUCUCUCAGCCCCGUGCAUCUACUCGGAGGUGAUGGAGGCUCUGGAUCUGCAGCCUGGGCUCUCAUUUCUGAAUUUGGGCAGUGGUACUGGCUACCUCAGCUCCAUGGUGGGGCUCAUUCUAGGUCCUUUUGGUGUGAACCAUGGGGUGGAGCUUCAUUCAGAUGUGACUGAGUAUGCGAAGCAAAAACUGGAUGUCUUCAUCAGAACAAGUGACAGUUUUGACAAAUUUGACUUUUGUGAACCUUCCUUUGUAACUGGUAAUUGCCUGGAGAUUGCUCCAGAUUGUUGUCAGUAUGAUCGUGUUUAUUGUGGGGCUGGUGUGCAGAAAGAACAUGAAGAGUACAUGAAAAAUCUUCUCAAAGUUGGAGGGAUCCUUGUCAUGCCCUUGGAAGAGAAGUUGACCAAGAUAACACGCACAGGCCCUUCUGCUUGGGAAACAAAAAAGAUUCUGGCUGUUUCCUUUGCCCCUCUGGUCCAGCCUUGCCGUUCAGAGUCAGGACAGUCCAGACUUGUCCAGCUACCACCACCAGCUGUACGCAGCCUACAGGACCUGGCCCGGCUUGCUAUCCGUGGCAGCAUCAAGAGGGCUAUGCGCCAGGAAGCCACCAGAGGAGGUGGCCUGAAGAACACACCUAUGUUUAAAAGAAGGCGAGUCCGUCGCCGCAGAAUGGAGACCAUUGUCUUUUUGGACAAAGAAGUUUUUGCCAGUCGAAUUUCCAACCCCUCUGAUGACACCAGCUGUGAGGAUGCAGAGGAGGAUCGGCGGGAAGUGGCAGAGAGGACCUUACGGGAGGCCAAGCCUGAGCCACCAGUGAACUUCCUUCGUCAGAGGGUACUACGCCUCCCAUUGCCUGACCCCCUGAAGUACUACCUGCUGUAUUACAGGGAAAAGUGAACUGUGGGAGAGUGGGACCAGGAUAUCCAGAGGAAACUGCUGGCCAGGUACAUGUCUUUUCCCUUUCUUGGUUCCUGUCUAUCCUCUAAAACUUUCCAUGUAAUGGUGUGAUUUAUUUAAGCACAGUCUAACAAGAAACUGCAUAGAAUUAUUUUCCUUGGGGGUGGGUAGGGUGUGCAUCUUUUUGGCUCUACAGUAACUUGAACUCAUUGGGAACUGCAUGAUGUCUGCUCCUUAUGCAGGCAGACUUUCACAUUGAGACUUGAGCUAAAUUUGAUUGGAUCCUGUGUGAAGCAAGGGGCAAGUCUGUAAAGGUGUGGAAUACCAUCACUCAGCUUGAAUUUUAUGUGAUGGUUCUGUUGCUGGCAUUGAGUUCUACUUUUGCCUUUUUCUAGGUUGGGAAAUGUUGAAAGUCCUCCCUUAUUUAAAUCAAACUAAUCAAAUAUUAUGUGAAAUAUCAACCAUAAUUUUUUAAAGGAAAAGAAAAUGAGAUGCCAAAAGAGGGAUAAUGUGUAGCCUCCCCUGACCCCUUCUGAUACUUAUAGCAACCACCAUCAAGUAAUCUCUUUUUCUGAGAGGAAAAGUUUUUCCUGAACCAUAGCAGUGAUUCAUGAGUCACUGAACUGCAAAGACCAGAACAGUUCUAAGGUAUUUACACGAGAAUUUUCAGUGCAGGUGGAGAGACUGCAGUGUUACAGAAAGCCCAUGCUUCUUGACUUCUUUGAUCAUAUUAGAAUACCAGGUCAUAGAUUUUUAUCUUUUAUAAUUCUGGGGGAAAAAUUGUUAGUUUUGUAAAUUUUCUUAAGAACAGAUAUAUGUAUUUUACUAGCUCCAUUGCAUUAGAACAGUUUAACUUAGUGACUUGUGAAGUCUAUUAUCUCCAGGCCAUGGGUGUUGAGAACUAUCAAUUUUUUUUUUUUUUUUAAAGGCAACCUUUCUGGCUGUCAGAGAGCAGGACUUGAAGUUACAUUGCUGAUUCUAAAAGCUGGCUCUUAAAAAAUAAUUUUUUUCUAGCCCAAAGAAAAGAGUAGUGUUAAUUGUUAAUAAUAAGCCCAAAUUAGAGUAUUAAUUUAGGAUUAAGUACUGAGAUUUUAUGAUUUACUUUUAGCUUAGUCUCAUGUGGCUUGCAGGGAGAAAUUUGAUAGUUCUGUGAUUUCUCCAGCUUAAAUGGGUAUUUUGGUUCUUCUUUUUUUUUUUCAAGUUAGUUGAAUCAUUUUUACCACACAUUAUAGUCUGCAUGUAUAGCUGGGAAAACAUACAAUACCCUACAUUAUAAAUAUAAUGUGCACUUACCUGACUUUAAAUAUAAGCUAUUUAAAGAAAGUUCAUAGUUGUUUUUACUUGCCUUUUAACUCCAAUUUGGGCUUCUUUUCUUUCAGAGAGAAAUGCAUGCUCUAACUUGACUUGCAAAUGUUUGUAGUUCGCAGAUCGUUCUUGAUGUUAACUCUAAUUAACUCUAACUCUUGAUGUUAGCUAGACUUUUAUGUUACCUGGAAAAUUUUGGACAUAAAAUUAAAUAAAUGAUACCUGUGAAGUUUGUAUAUUAGGUGGAUUGAUUGAAUUUUUCCUGUGAUUGAAUAUGGGCUACAUUUUGAAAAGCCACAUUUGCCUUUAUGCUGGACUUUUAAAAAAUUACAAUGCAUAAGACAUUUUCCCUUUAUAUGUUAAAAUUUUCUUAGCAUUUUGUAUUUAUUUUAUCACUUUGUGAUUUUAAACCAUAAUUCAGUGAAAUAUAGUUGUAACAAGUGAGAAAUAGAUUGGCCUUUAUCUUAUACUACCAGGGAAAAUUUAAAUUUUCUCAUAAACACUUUGCUGCCAGAAUUCAUUUUAUACCAAUGAUAUAUACAAUAAUAUCCCACAUUCUUGUUUUCAGACUAAUAAGUCUUAAUAUAGUCAAAUGUUUGUCUUCAGGAUCUGUAUUGUAAACAAAAUGCUGACAAUGGCCAUGUUUUAAGGAGUGGGUAUUUUUAAACAUGUGACUUCUGUUGUAAUAUAAGAAUCAAAGUUGUACAUAAAAAUAGAUUUAAAACUCAAGAAAUUAGAAACACUGAUUUUUUUUUAAUGAGGUAAAACAUGGGUAAAAACAAAUGAAUCAAUAAAAAAGUGUUAAGACAUUUUAUUCUAAGUA